AUGUCGAUUGGACUGCCGGCAGAGAAGAUGAACAUGGAGACAGGGACUCCGCGGUUUACUAUUCUUAGUGUUUCAAAGAUGUCUGUAGGUGCUUUGUGUGAAUGGCAUAAGCUGCCUUUGAGCUUGAGUGAGCUUUGUAUUAACACUACCCUCAGGUGUGGCCAGUCUUUUAGAUGGCAGAACCUGCCAGAGAGUCAGGAAUGGCGAUGCGUUCUCUAUGGCCACCUUCUAUCGCUAAAGCAAGACUCGAAUUUCUUGUAUUAUAGAUCUGUGCAACCUCCUUCCAAUACGUCUACACCUCCAACCUCCGACAAUGACCAUCUCGUGCGCAUUAUCAAACAUUACUUCAAUCUGACGCCAAAUUUGACCGAACUUUACUCCCAAUGGUCAUUAAAAGACCCCAACUUCAAGAAAAAGGCCGCCCAAUUCACUGGUAUCAGGAUCCUUCGGCAAGAUGCCUGGGAAGCACUAGUGUCAUUUAUCUGCAGCAGUAACAAUAAUAUUGCACGGAUAUCACAAAUGGUGGAGAAAUUAUGCAUACAUUAUGGAAAACCUGUGGCUACAAUCGAAGGGCGCGCAUAUCAUGAUUUUCCUCCUCCAGGGGCAUUAACUGGCAAGGACGUGGAAAGCAAUCUGCGCAAGUUAGGGUUUGGAUACCGGGCUAAGUACAUCUAUCAAACUGCGGUUAUGGUAUCCAACCGAGAGAAGGGCUGGCUAGACAGUUUAAGCAAUCCUGAGUGUCCAGCAUUUGGCGUGGACCCUAAACCCAGUGGCGAAAUGAAACCAGAAGGUCGGGAGGGAUAUCGCGAAGCCCACGAAAAGCUUCUUGAGCUACAGGGAGUCGGGCCCAAAGUGUCAGAUUGCGUCAGUUUAAUGGGAUUAGGCUGGGGAGAGUCGGUGCCAGUUGAUACUCAUGUGUGGCAAAUCGCACAGCGCGACUACAAAUUUGGAAAAGCCUCAAACAAGAAUCUGAACAAGACAACUUACGAUGCUGUUGCCAAUCAUUUCCGCAAGCUUUGGGGCAAGGAAGCUGGAUGGGCUCAUAGUGUUCUUUUCACUGCGGAUCUGCGGACCUUUGCAGACAAACUUGCUGCAACCAAGAAGGUUGAUGUGAAAGUGAAAGUGAAAGAAGAAGAGUCUGGUGUCAAGGUCGAGACGAAUGUGGCAACCGCACUCUCAUUGAAAGUUCCCAAGGAGGAAGACGUUGAUGUAAAAAUCAAAGUCGAGGACUUAGAUGGUGUCAAGAAGCCCAGCGACAGGAAGCGCAAGGAGGCCGAGACCAUUGUUCCUGUCACUCAAACAACAGAGACACGGAGAAUGUCCAAGCGACUAAGACGCUAA
Molecule: messenger RNA, 1341 nt
Organism: Penicillium vulpinum
Lineage: Eukaryota; Fungi; Ascomycota; Eurotiomycetes; Eurotiales; Aspergillaceae
Product: 8-oxoguanine glycosylase OGG1
Exons: 3
Coding region: 1-1341 (446 amino acids)
Biological process (GO): base-excision repair, AP site formation; nucleotide-excision repair; base-excision repair
Cellular component (GO): nucleus
Molecular function (GO): 8-oxo-7,8-dihydroguanine DNA N-glycosylase activity; damaged DNA binding
Source: RefSeq, a predicted model, not a curated record